Molecule: messenger RNA, 1577 nt
Organism: Dipodomys ordii (Ord's kangaroo rat)
Lineage: Eukaryota; Metazoa; Chordata; Mammalia; Rodentia; Heteromyidae
Gene: Vtn
Product: vitronectin
Exons: 8
Coding region: 77-1480 (467 amino acids)
Biological process (GO): cell adhesion mediated by integrin; cell-matrix adhesion; immune response
Molecular function (GO): scavenger receptor activity; polysaccharide binding; extracellular matrix binding
Source: RefSeq, a predicted model, not a curated record
CUCUUCCCCUGGCAGCAGAACAGAGUCUCAGGGAGCUCAGAGCCCAGCUGGACAGGCCCUCAGCUAGAGGCCUACCAUGGCAAUCCUGAGGCCCUUUCUUAUGCUGUCCCUGCUGGCAUGGGUUGCUCUGGCUGACCAAGAGUCAUGCAAAGGGCGCUGCACAGAGGGUUUCAACGCUAACAAGAAGUGUCAGUGUGAUGAAAUGUGCUCUUACUACCAGAGCUGCUGUGCUGACUUCGUGACUGAGUGCAAACCCCAAGUGACUCGUGGUGAUGUGUUUACUAUGCCUGAAGAUGAGUACUGGAACUUUGAUUAUACGGAAGAGCCUAAGGACAAUGCCAGUGUCCCUGAACAGCCAGAGAACCCUAGCCUGCUGCCUCAGCCAGAAGGGACUUCUGCACCACAAGAGACAAGCACCACAAGGCCUGAGGUGAAAACCACAAGGCCUGAGGUGACUCUAGAGUCUGAUAUCACUGAUCAAGGUAUCUCAUGGCCAACAGCUGAGGAAGAGCUGUGCAGUGGGAAGCCCUUCGAUGCCUUCACCGACCUCAAGAAUGGUUCUGUGUUUGCCUUCCGAGGGCAGUACUGCUAUGAGCUAGAUGAAACAGCAGUCAGGCCUGGAUACCCCAAGCUCAUCCGAGAUGUCUGGGGCAUUGAUGGCCCCAUUGAUGCUGCCUUCACGCGAAUCAACUGUCAGGGCAAGACCUACAUUUUCAAGGGUAGUCAGUACUGGCGCUUUGAGGAUGGUGUUCUGGAACCUGAGUACCCCCGAAACAUUGCUGAAGGCUUCAGCGGCAUCCCAGAUAAUGUAGAUGCAGCCUUGGCCCUCCCUGCCCACAGCUACAGAGGCCGGGAGCGGGUCUACUUCUUCAAAGGGAAACAGUACUGGGAGUACGAGUUCCAACAUCAGCCCAGCCAGGAGGAGUGUGAAGGCAGCUCCAUGUCGACGGUGUUUGAGCACUUCGCCCUGCUGCAGCGGGACAGCUGGGAGGACAUCUUUGAGCUGCUGUUCUGGGGCAGAUCCCCUGGUGGUGUCAAAGAGCCUCAGUUCAUCAGCCGGGACUGGCAUGGUAUACCUGGAAAAGUGGAUGCUGCCAUGGCUGGCCACAUUUACAUCUCGGGCUCAGGGCUCCACAGCUCCCAGCCUAAAAAGCAAAAGUCUAGGCGUCGCAGCCGCAAACGCUACCGUUCUCGCCGAGGCCAUGGGCGUAGCCAGAGCUCCCGCCGGUCAUCCCGUUCUGUCUGGCUGUCUUUAUUCUCCAGUGAGGAGAGUGGGUUUGGAGCCUACAACUAUGAUGACUAUAAUAUGAACUGGCUUGUGCCUGCUACCUGUGAGCCCAUCCAGAGUGUCUACUUCUUCUCAGGAGACAAGUACUACCGAGUCAAUCUUCGCACCCGGCGAGUGGACACUGUAAAUCCUCCAUACCCACGCUCCAUUGCCCAGUACUGGCUGGGCUGCCCAGCCCCUGGCCAUGAGUAGGAGUUAAGAGUCCACACAUGAAUCCACACAUUUAGGCUUCCCAUCGCUCUCUUUUCCAGCCUCCUCCUCCAACCUCUGCUCAAUAAAGGUCUCUCAG